AUGCGAGCGUCAAUCUUCUGCUCCUUGUCAUUGUGCUUUGUCUCUGUUAUUGCACAUAAAGAUGGUCUUGCUUCCGGUUUAGUAGCCCGCCAGACAACAGAUGCCCAAAUCAUUGUUGCGUAUUCGUCUACGGGUCAAUGCUUCGACUACUUCAAGAAUGGAGACCGAGACAAGUCUCUUGCUCCUUGCAAGAUAUGGUGUAAGGACAAAGGGUCUGAAAAUUACGGCUGCAAAGGUUCCGGUAUACCGAGAGAAAAAUGGGACAAGUCCCUCAUUUACAAAGAUGAAGCUGGAAACGAAUGGGUUCCCGGAAAAUGCGAAUGCAAUUUCGAAAUCGCUGAAGAGAUUUUGGGCAUUGUAGUCGAAGCACUUGAGAAUGUGGACAAAAUCAUCUGCGCCGCCAUGCUGGAGUCCUUCAACACCAUCUUACAAGUCGGCAUCACUGCAGUCGUGCCUGGGGCACCUGCUGUGAGGGCUGCAGUGACUGGGGCCAAGACUUUCCUCGAAAACGGCUUGGAUGCCGCCUCCUUUUUCGGUAAUUGGGUUGGCAAAGCUUGUGACGUGCCGUCUUGGGACUUUGAUCUUUUCGCAGUCUUCAACCCGCUCACCAAUGCACCCGACUCAAUAGGCAAAUCCAAAGGCUGCUUGAAGAAGAAUAAGAGCAACUGCAAAAGAAUGGAGCCCAAACCAGAUCCUCAGCCAUCAUCUAAGCCAGAUCCUGAACCGUCGCCGAAGCCAGAUCCCCAGCCAACGAACAAAGCUGCUGCCACUGAAAGUCUUGAAGGGACCGCUCAAACACUGUCACCAGUAGCAACAUCAGCUGUAUCAUCAGCAUCUGCCUGUAAGAUCGGAAGGCGUGCGAAUGACGAUGACUCACAAAUAUUUGGAGAACCGGAGACAUCAACUGAGGACUGCGGCCAGGGCAAGACAAUUCAUAUCACAAGCACAUCUAAAAACAUGGGGUUUUAUGAGCAAGAGGUGCCAAUGACUUGUUCAAAGCAGUGGACCCAAGCAUGUUACCACUACAGGUCAGUCAUGAGUGUACACACCAAUACGCCCGACAUGGUGCGAUGGACUUGUGGCGCAACAGGGGGAACAAGCCAAACCGGUAAAGCAACCGACAAGUGGGGCUCUAUAGGGAUCGGGCGAAUAGUUAGAAAUGCUCAGCAUUGGUUUCCUUGGGUCAACGGUUUCGUUGCGCGGACAACCUUGGGAGACCCAAACGACAAGACCCCAAAAUUCAAAGGCUGCGAGAGAGACGAGUGGCCACCGAGAUACUUUUGGCCAGGCGAUACGAAAGCAAAUAAGAAAAAGCUGGUGCAAAGAAUUCGGCUUAUUGAGUGGCAUGAGAAUGGGGGUGCUGGUUCAAUGUUCAAGGGGUUUUGCCACAACAACAACGCCUCAUACCUAAAGGCAGAUCAAAAACUAUAUCUCCAGAGGGAAUAUGUCAGAACAAUCGGUCAGGCUAGGGUCGAACCACCAGAUGCGAAACAAAACCCACCGACCAUUGUAAGCCACGUAUCUAUCGAUACCAUGCGAGCAGUAUUCACAAUCAAGGAUUGGGACGGCCUUCCAGAAGAAAAAGACGGUGCGCCCAAAUGGGAUGGUUUGAAGGAAAACAAGUGCUGGCCGAGCCUAUUGGCCCCCGAAGACCCUGGGUUUGCGUUACUUACAAACGACGAAUUUUACCAGCAGGGACAGCACCCAGAGUUAGCUCAUCAUACCCCAGGGUACCGAGGCCUUCCGGAUCUAAGGGUAUUGAAGAAGGUGCUGGAGGACCUGAACGAUGAGCCGCCUUGGCCAUACAGCAGCAUCGACAUCGACACCUUCAAUAAGAGGGCAUUUGACGCCAGAAUGAUUCCUGACGAGUACAGAGGAGUGUUGCCGGGAAUCCCAGCACCUCCUAACGCCGUUCAAUCCUCCGACGCCGUCCAGUCAUCCGGCGCCGUUCAGCCAUCAGAUCAAGCUCAGUCUUCUAACGCUGUUCAAUCCUCCAAGCCGCUUGUUGUACCCCACGUUGUGAGGCGAAAUGUAACCGAGUUCACGGAAGAUGACUCGGAUGACUUUGAGUGGGCCGAUCUUGAUGUGGACGUGGAUGAUUUCAAUGAUCAAGAACUGGAUCUCUGGAUUGAAAAAUACACAGAAUUGGUCAAGAGGCGCAUCGCUCGUGGGUCCGGUCGGACCUCGCCUCAGGUCGCCAUAGCCCAACCAACACCUGUUGUCAACAUUCGGACAUUGACAACAAUGGCUGUGGAGGCCUCGAGGCUCACUCCAGAAAUGCCAAAGGCCACUCAAAGCCUCGGCUAA
Molecule: messenger RNA, 2307 nt
Organism: Colletotrichum truncatum
Lineage: Eukaryota; Fungi; Ascomycota; Sordariomycetes; Glomerellales; Glomerellaceae
Source: RefSeq, a predicted model, not a curated record